This is a messenger RNA of Eurytemora carolleeae, 572 nucleotides long. RefSeq lists its product as uncharacterized. The coding region runs from base 29 to 340 and encodes 103 amino acids. The transcript is spliced from 4 exons. The record is from RefSeq and is a predicted model, not a curated record. Lineage: Eukaryota; Metazoa; Arthropoda; Copepoda; Calanoida; Temoridae.
UACAUAAUUUUGAUAAUGUUACUAUAGGAUGGACUUAGGAAAUCGGCAAGGUUUUAAAUCUUUAAUUAAGACUAUGUUAAAAAAGAUGUCUAACAGCUGGAAAAAAGGAUAUGACCAACAUCUACUUACUCAGUACAUUUGGCCUGCUGUUAAAAAGACUGCUUGUGUUCAUGAUUCAUAUCUUUGUAACUCCUAUCCUGCUCCAAAUAAUAGACCUUGGCCAACAAAGCGAAAAAAUGAACCUGGUAACUUUGCUGCUUCUAAUGGUGUUGCACAGAUUUCAUAUACUUGCCCAAAGAACUGUCGUCCAAAAGAUCAUCUGGAUUGGACAAAAUGCUGAUGAAGAAAAUUUGGAAUGCAAAUUUAACAUUGAUUGAUUAAAGAUCAAUUGGAAACAGUUUGAUUAGUUUUCCAUGCACACACAGAAUUUCUGAGAAUUAUCUGGAAAAUUCUAUACUGUCCCUUCUAUAAAGUAAAAAUUGAUAUUGCUUAAAUAUAAAUCAGCUCACAAACAAAAUGUUCAACAAUUACAAAUGCUUCUGUUGAUAAAUAAAGGCUGUCAUCCUGGAUCA